AUGGCAGAAAAAAUUGUAAAGAAGUUAGAUGUUCUAAAUGAGCAAGCAAAUACAUUUUUGGCCAGAAGAAUAAAGAAAAACACUCUUCAGAGUUGCGUAAAGAAAAAGACUCCUAUUAAACCCCUGACAUUUGAUUUUCAGUUGGAAUAUGAAGAGGCUAUUAUUGCUACACCCACAUCUAUGACGGUAUCAAAGAGGAGAGAAGAUAAGUCACAUGGUAUUAAAAAAACUAAAAGGCAUGUCUCCUUCAAAAAUAAGCCUGAACCUAGAAAGAGUGAUUUUGAAAAGUUAAAUUUAAGACCACACUUUGUACCAACAAAUAUAAAAAAUCAAGAAAACAAGUCACUAGCUCAAACUGAAAAAAACCCUGAAGAACCAUUUAAUUUGGUUGGUGACUUAGAAGAUUAUGUAAAUAAAAGAAAAUCUCCUCCACAGAUGAAUGAUUUUAGUACAAAAGAAAGUAAACCUGUCAGAAAUGAUCCAUUAAGUGAGAAUUGUUCAGUAGGAAAGAAAAGCUUGCUCCCCUUAUGCUUUGAGGAUGAACUGAAGAAGCCAAAUGCCAAGAUAAUCAACAUUAGUCCAGCAAAGCCAGUAACUUCUCACACGGGACAAAAUGACACAAAUCCCAUAAUUUUCCAUGAGACUGGAUAUGUACAAAUGUUACUUUUAACAAAAAAUAGGCUUCUUCCCCAUCAUAUGGAAAAUAGAAACAUUUACCCAUGUAAAAGAGCAAAUUUUGCUUUAGAAAGAAAUCACGAAAUUCUCAAAUCUUUAAUUAAUAAUCAAUUUAUUACUUCUUCCAAACCUAAAAGAACUAUGCCUACAGCAUGGAGGAACUGUAUACAAGCAAUAUCUUUUGCAGCGGGUCAUAGAAUUGUAGAAGAUAAACUAAAGAAGAAAACUACUAUGCAAACAUCCAAAAACAUAUCUCGGAAUAAACUCUAUAAUUUCUCAGAGACUUUUUCCUGCCUAACAAAAGAAUUUGUAGGUUUCCUUAGUAAAACUGUUACUCAUGAAACAAGUGCUAAAACUGGCAAAUUUGAAAGAAUGAGCAAAGUCAGUUCCUUCCCUGUCAAAUGUUGUUCAAAGCCUUUUAAAAAGGUACUCAAAAUCCAUAAAUUACAUAAUGUAACUCCACUGGACGAUUUGUUAAGCUUACCAAGUAAAAAUUAAAUGCCUCAUAAAAUACUGUUUACAGCAAUACUUGGGUAACAAGAAGCAAAUAACAAAGUUUCAAGAUCAUAGAAGAAAUUCUUAUCUAAAUAGUAAUGUUCUAAUGGAUGAUAUAAGGAAGCAAAGCAUAGAAAUUGGAGUUACAAAUCAACAGUAGUCUGUUUAAGAAAAAUCAAUGUUUUACAAAACAAAAGGACAAAAUUAGGAAAUAAGUAUCAACAAGAGGAACUAGUUCAUGAAUUAUCCCAAUUAGUUCCUCAAUCACCAGCAUUCCUACAGUCAAGUUUGAUUUGGACCAAGAAUGUGAUGGACUGAUCCUGGAAAUUCGCUAUUGGAAGCCAAAUAACAUCAACAACCUUGCUCUAAAAUUAAAUAUAAAAUAAGACAAAGGUACCAUUAACCUGAUCCAUGUGGAAUUAAUCAUAUCGGCAUUUUGGAUAAUCAUUGUAUUUUACAUUAGCAAUUCAUGCAAUUAAAAAGGCUUUGUAAAAUUUCAAAUAGUUUUUUUUGGUUAGUAAAUGUUCAAACUUCAUUAUUGUAAAAUGCCUUUUUCAAGUAUAACUUGGACUUUUUUCUGAAUUGUUAAUUUAAAAGAAUAACUUAUCCUUCAUAACUAAAUUUUUUUAGCAAAUCCUAUAAAGUAUGAAACAUUUUAAACAUAUUAUUACAUUGCUAUUUCACUGUUUCUCAUUAACUUCUCAUUAACCUGAACAGUAUAUAGGCAGAACUCAACUUAGAAACAAGUUGCCUUCCAAAAGUUCGCUUGUAAUCCAUUUGUUAAAGGACUUUUUUUUCUGAAAAAUCUUAACUGUGAGUAGUUGAGGAGAAGUGGAUUUAAAAAAUUAGAAGCAUUUCAGUUCGACGAAGGCUUGGGGGGGGGGGUCUUUGGAAAACUUUCAAAGGUGAGGCGAUAAACUUGUUCAGGUUCCUCUGUUUCCACUUCAGACUGGACGUUUUCCUUCUUGUGUGUCAUCAAUGCUACUCUCAAGUGUGUCUUCACAAGCAGAGGCAACAUUUGGCUCUCAAAGAGAAUGAUGGAGAGAAAAUGGAGAUGGAAGGGGGAGGGAGGAGUGUAACUGGAGACUAAAUGACGGAAGAGCAGAAGAAAAGGCUUCAGGAUGAGGCGUGCUCAGGUGUGCUGGAGGCUGGGGAGGAGCACACGAGCUCUCCUGGCUUGUCUGCCUCUCUUCUGGUUGCUGGCUGGGGAGAAGCAGCAGCCCCAGCUCCAAGUCUGAAGCCACCUUUCUCUUUGUCUAACAAACAGGGAUUGACACUCCUGUUCUCUUUAUUGCUAUUAUCUAUGCUCCCUUUACCCCCAGACUACCCCUAUUUUCCCUCCUCCCAGGCUCACUACAAAGCAGAACAGUUUUCCUAACUGCCCUGCUGGUUCAGGAGAUAAAACACAAACUCUUUUUCAUCACUAACAAUACAAAUGAAAAGAAAUAGAAAAUAUACCUAAUAAUAGCACAGUAAUGAUGGUCAUUUUUCCCUCCUGGUAUUCAGUAUAAGAUAAACAACUAUGGGGCUUAGAUUUGGGCAGAUGUGAAUGAACUUGGGCAAAUAAUGUAAACUAUCUGAGCCUCGCUUUACUGUAUCCCCUCCUUAAGACGGGGACAGCAAUGCCUUAUUACAGUAUUAUUUUUGGGAUUAAAAAAAUAAUGUGAAGUACCUUGAGUAUGAUAAACAUCCAUUAAAGAUUCCUUUCCUAUUCCUACCCUUCCCCCUGCUCUCUUUUUACUUUAUUUGACAUGCUGAAAUGUAUUUCUUUUUAAAAAAUCACCAUUUAUCCCCUCUAUGCCCUCUUGCCCCUGCUCUUAAUGUCUAAGUAAAACAUUUUAAAAGAUGUUCCUCAAAGUCUCUUAAUUCAAUCUUUUCUAAAAUCUAACUACAGUAUUUAGACUUUUGCCUAAAGUAGAUCCAAAUUAAAACAGG
This is a messenger RNA of Miniopterus natalensis, 3105 nucleotides long. RefSeq names its product chromosome 9 C1orf141 homolog (gene C9H1orf141). Lineage: Eukaryota; Metazoa; Chordata; Mammalia; Chiroptera; Miniopteridae. The record is from RefSeq and is a predicted model, not a curated record.